AUGCGUCAGAUUUUAAACUAUUCAUCUUCAAUAAUGACACGUUUUCUAAGAGCUGAUAUUGCUGAACCUCUUGAUGUCGAGAAUUUUACUGUAUUUAUGAAAUUAAGUCGACUGACUACAAAGUUAAAAACUUUGGUAAUAUCAGAAUUAAUUGAUGACGAUUUCAUGUUAAAAAAUGAUGAUGAUUUAAUUUUGCUUAAAUAUGAAAUGGAACAGAAUAUAUGCGAUACUUAUAAAUCAAAACUAAAAUACUUUAGAACUAACUCGGAUGAAUCAGAAGUAUACAUGAUAAAUGAGCAUUUUACUUAUUUCCUAUUUGAAUAUGUGAGAAUGCUAUCAAAAUUAAAAAACGAAAAUGUACCUCUUGAAAAAAAUAUUAAGCUCUUAUUAAAAGUUGCUGAUGAUGAGAUGUUGGCUAAAAAUUUCCAUGUCUUUUCAGAUGUUCUUCCACAAUCAAUGAAAUUAUUUAUUUUGCAAAAAAUUACAAAUUGUUUUGCGAAGCCCGAAUUUAAUUUACAAAGUUGUGAAUUUCUAAAGUCUAGAAAUAAAGAUUACAAGUUAGAUUUGUGUGCUGUAACCUUUUAUACGCUUCAGAACAUUUGUGAACAUUUAGAAAAUGGAAAAAUUAAUCAAUCAUCACACAUUUUAUCCAAGUUUAAUGUUGAAAAUAUUAUUUCUUUAAUUGAUUCGCCAAUUGAUCUCAUUUUUGAAAAAACUUUUGAAGAAUCAACAAAACUCAUUACUUUUAAAAGAUACACAAACAUUAUAGAAGUGCCUUCCGAAAAAAUCAAAAAGUAUCUGAAAGUCUUAGAAUUAUUAGGCAUUUCGUUAAGAGGUCAUCAAAAACAAAUUCAUAACAGCCCAUUUUCAUUAGUACUUCUAUCCGUGCUUUCUGAGUUUAUUAUGGCUACUAAUCUUGACAAUUCCGCUAUUAUGAAGUUGAUUACAAUUAUUAUUGACUUUUUAAAAAUCUGUAGACUUCCAAUGCAUUUCCUUGCAGUAUCUUUCGCAUUUAAUAUUUAUCAAAAAUUGAAAUAUAAUGAAGAGUUGAGACAUAAAUCAAUAGAUUUAUUUAAAAAUAUUUCAAACAGAUUAAAUAAACAUAGUUUAGAAAAACAAAAGAUAAUAGAGGAUUUGGAAAAAUGUAUAAAUGUUGACGAAAAUUGGGUAGAUAAAGCAAUAAUUAUAUCAUGUUUCUUGGGUGAUAUUCCGGAAACACGUUUGAUUACAAAUACAUUUUUUAUUGAAUUUCAUUAUGCUCAAAAUGAAUUUGUAAUACUUUCUUCCGAAUACAUGUACUCAGAAAAGCAUCUAUUAAUUUAUCCUUAUGCUGUAUCAUUGAAUUUUUCAAUAGUCAAUAAAAAUGAAGAUUGCUUAUUCAAUAACUUAGCUAUACUUGAUGACUACAUUACCAUUUUAUUUAAUGAAGAUGUGAAAGUGCGAUUAGAAGAUAAAAAAUUUCUUUUAAAUAUUAUUUGUGAGCAUUACGAAGUGGUUGCUCACUGUUUACCAAAAGACUUCUUAUUAAAAUGUUGGCAAUAUGUAUUAAACCCUAUUAACAUGGAUGAUAACAUUUCUAAAGUAUUAUUGAAUUUAUGUUCGUCUAACGAUUUAAUAAAAUUCAUAAGUAUUUUGAAAAUUGAAACAAUAAAAAUAAUUGAAGAGAAUGAAUCAGAUAUAAAUCAAGAUUAUUAUGAAUAUAUUCAAGAACUAUGGUCUUUUUUACUUAACGUUCCAUUUAUUAAUCAAAAGAAAAAAAUUCGCAAGGAUAAUAUAAAUCAUUUUUGUUUUGUUUUAAAUAGAACUUACUUAUUUAACACAAAAAAGAUUCAAACAGAACAAGGUUUGAUUUUAUUAUUAAAAUUAGUUUGUUCUUUACUACAAAUAUCAUGGAUCAACAAUACUACAAUGAUAAAUUGUUCACUUAGAAUAAUGACUUUUGUUGAAAAAAGUACAAGUAAAACAGCGCAAUUACUGAAGGAAGCUUCUGAACUAUUAAUAGUUCUUUAUAAAUGUCCAAAUAAUUCUAUAAAACCAUAUUUAGGAAUAUUUUUAACUACAUUUGCUAACUUUUUAAAAAAAUGUUUGUCAUCUGUAUGUCCUAUGUCUAGAGACUCAUCGUUGGAUAAGAAUUAUUAUAUACCUUUCCACAAACUUGAAAAAUGUUCACGGUUAUUUAAACAAAAUAAAAGCGAUUUUGAUUAUGUUUGUUCUUAUAUUAUAGAAGACAUUAUUAAACUUGUUAUAGAAACUGAUUCUGUUGGCGUGAUUAAGAGACAUUUUUUUAAUAUCAUCUUCAAUCUUAUGGAUAUUUGUUCAUUAGAAGAAAUGAGGAAGCUAAUGUUUAAUAUUCAGGGAUCUUCUUUAAUGGUGUUAAAAAAUGCAUAUGAGGAGUACAGAUUAAAUGUUAGAUUUACUGGAAGACUUUAA
Macrosiphum euphorbiae (potato aphid) is the source of this 2430-nucleotide messenger RNA. Lineage: Eukaryota; Metazoa; Arthropoda; Insecta; Hemiptera; Aphididae. The record is from the annotation of a GenBank genome assembly.